AUGUGGGGCUAAAAUAAGAAAGAAAGAAAAUAAGCAUUCAGAUCUGAAACGAAAAGAAUCCAUUCUCCUUGUCUGGUGCGUUUGUGGUAGUCAGGUGAAACUGGAGGAUCCAGAUUGUUUUUAAUCUCGACCAGCACGUUAAUUUUCAGGAUCUCUUCUGAAAGAUUUGUUAACUGGGUACCACGCGGAUUCCUGAAUUUUGUUGAAUUUCUUUGUCUUGAAUUGAGCUUCAGAGAGAAUUUAUUGUUGUCUUUAAGAGAUUGUUUCGAAGGUCUGCUAGAUGGGUAGAGCUAAAUUUCUGAAAUUUGCCGAGUUUCAUAUGUUGCUGUAAUUUAGAAGACUUUUUAUGUGUAGAAGAACUGAAAAUAUUUGUUAACAGAAGCCCUCAAAGAUGUUCCAUCUGGGAAGACCUCAAUUCCUGAUUUUUGCAUAAUCUCAGUGAAGUGUUUGUAGGAAUUUGCUCUAUAGAUUUGUCUUUGUAAGGCCUUCAUGUAUUUAUUUAAUUGGCUGCACUUGACUUCUCUAAAGUUUUUUUAGUUAGUUUGAGAAUUUGGGGGUGAGGGUUUGCGGAAGUGGAAGAUAGUUGUAGAAGAAGAAACAUGGGUGACAGAUUUUGGGUGAAUGAAGAAGACAGGGUCAUGGUGGAGUCAGUAUUGGGUACAGAAGCAUGUGAGUUCUUGGUCUCAUCAGCUUCUGAAAAUGUGUUAUCAGAUUUAGUUACACCGCGCAGUGAAUUGGGUGUGCAGCGGGGCUUGUGCCAACUUGUUGAAGGGUCCUGUUGGAAUUAUGCUAUUUUCUGGAGGGUUGUGAGCUUGAAAUCUGGUGGGUCUGCCUUAAUUUGGGGUGAUGGGCACUGCCGAGAUCCAAAAGGUGCAGGAGCUGGAGACAGGAAUAGUAGAGGGGAUGGCAGUUUGGAGGGGGUUGAGAAGAAGGAGGAGGUGAAGAAGCAGGUGCUCCAAAAGCUUCAGGCGUGUUUUGGUGGGUUGGAUGAGGAUAAUUUUGCAGCAAGGUUAGAUGGUGUGUUGGAUGUUGAGAUGCUUUACCUCUCUUCAAUGUAUUUUACUUUUCGGUGUGAUUUGCCGUGUCGCCUUGGGGAGUCAUAUAUGUCUGGUAAAUCAAUUUGGGCUUCAGAUAUGUCUAGUUCUUUAAAUAAUUAUCAACAGAGGUCAUUUCUAGCGAGAUUAGCUGGAUUCCAAACUGUGGUGUUUGUACCAGUGAAAUCUGGAGUUGUGGAGUUUGGGUCAAUCAAAUCAAUUCCAGAAGAGCAGACUAUCUUGGAUAUGGUUAAAACUGUAUUCGGAGAAUCUAAUUAUGUACAGUCAAAGGUGUUUCCGAAGAUUUUUGGACAUGAACUUAGUCUGGCUGGUACAAAAUCCCGAUCAGUCAAUAUUAAUUUUUCCCCCAAGUUGGAAGAUGAUACAGGUUUUGCUUCGGACACUUUUGAAGUACAAGCAAUAGGUACCAAUCAUGUUUAUGGAAAUUCUUCUAAUGGAUGUCAAAGCGAUGAUAAUGAAGCAAAACUGUUUCCACAGUUGAACCAAAUGGUUGUUGGGGGUUUUAGUGCUCAAACAAGAGUUUCUAGUUUGGAGCUGUCUAAGGAUGACUCAUCACCUCAGCCUGAUGAGCGGAAACCCAGAAAGAGAGGGAGAAAGCCUGCCAAUGGGAGAGAAGAACCCUUGAACCAUGUGGAAGCUGAGAGGCAGAGGCGUGAGAAGCUUAACCAGAGGUUCUAUGCGUUAAGAGCUGUUGUUCCCAAUAUAUCUAAGAUGGACAAGGCCUCUCUGCUUGGUGAUGCCAUCACCUAUAUCACUGAUCUCCAGAUGAAGAUCAGGGUUUUGGAAACUGAAAAGGAACUAGAAAAAAAUAAGCACAAGCAGUUACCUGCAUCAGAGAUUGAUUUUCAGGAAAGGCCAGAGGAUUCAGUUGUGAGGAUGAGCUGCCCACUAGAUGCUCACCCGGUUUCUGGAGUCAUCAAAAUGUUUAGGGAACAUCAAAUUGUAGCUCAAGAGUCUAGCGUUUCAACAGAAAAUGACAAGGUUGUUCAUACGUUUUCCAUUCAGACUCAAGGUGGUGCUGCAGAGCAGUUGAAGGAGAAGCUAGUGGGCGCCCUUUCAAAGUGAAUCGACUUAAGUUUGAGUUUAGGUGACCCAAUGCAUCUCUUUGAAGAAACAAAUGGAAUUUGUUGUUCUUGACUGACUCGUCAGAUUGUCCUCUGCCAUUAAUGAUCUGUAAUCUAACUUCAGAUGGCUGAAUGAUGUUGCUUUGUUAAAUUCAUGGAGUUAUUCAUGUUCUGAAAUUUGUUUUUGAUUGCAUAAAGACCACGAGUCAAGUAGGUUGGGGAUUCGGGCUAAGCGAACUAUUAGAUGGCAAAUGUUUGGUUUUUUUUUUUUUUUUUUGUGUACUAUUAGAUAGCAAAUGUUAACCUAGUGUAAAACUGAGCUAAAAGAUAGCACUGUACUCAUAUAUGAUAAGUUCUCUUGUACACUAUUUUUAUUUUUA
This is a messenger RNA of Quercus robur (English oak), 2499 nucleotides long. Its product is annotated as transcription factor bHLH3. Lineage: Eukaryota; Viridiplantae; Streptophyta; Magnoliopsida; Fagales; Fagaceae. Gene Ontology annotation, cellular component: nucleus. The record is from RefSeq and is a predicted model, not a curated record. Gene Ontology annotation, molecular function: transcription cis-regulatory region binding; DNA-binding transcription factor activity; protein dimerization activity. Gene Ontology annotation, biological process: regulation of DNA-templated transcription. Bases 600 to 2120 code for a protein of 506 amino acids. The transcript has 2 exons.